This is a messenger RNA of Aspergillus thermomutatus, 990 nucleotides long. RefSeq names its product forkhead box transcription factor. Gene Ontology annotation, molecular function: RNA polymerase II cis-regulatory region sequence-specific DNA binding; DNA-binding transcription factor activity, RNA polymerase II-specific. The coding region runs from base 1 to 990 and encodes 329 amino acids. Gene Ontology annotation, cellular component: nucleus. The record is from RefSeq and is a predicted model, not a curated record. NCBI's taxonomy places the organism in Eukaryota, Fungi, Ascomycota, Eurotiomycetes, Eurotiales, Aspergillaceae. Gene Ontology annotation, biological process: regulation of transcription by RNA polymerase II. The transcript has 2 exons.
AUGGCGCCCUAUGCCAGACCGGACCAGGCAGAUGUUCAGUUUGGACACCCUCGUGUGACUCGGGGCUCGUCGGAUUGGAUCCAUGGAGUAGAGGGCCAUGGUCGCAAUGGCCCUGAUUCUCAGAUUUACUUUACGCCUUCACCCGCCGCUGAACUUUUUCCACAGCAGUCGGAGACGAUGCAUACGCAUACCACACCCUAUCCCGCAACGAGGUCAGCUACGUCUCCCAAUUCUUCACAGCAUGUCGACCGUGAUAGAACAGAAGUUGAGCGAGAAAUUGAUCGCAAUGAGGCAGAAAGGAAUCCAAUCUCAGAUGAGAACGGCCCCACAGACCUUCCGUAUUCUCAUUUGAUCGCAGAAGCUCUCAAGACUGCUCCUGAUAGGAAGCGUACUCUUCAAGAGAUCUAUAGCUGGUUCGAGCAAAAUACAAGCAAAGGGAGAGACCAACGCUCAAAGGGAUGGCAGAACAGUAUCCGGCAUAAUCUCUCAAUGAAUGCGGGCUUCGAAGCCGUGAGGGUAGAAUCCCCCAAUGGCAAAAAAGCCAUGAAUUACUGGCGCCUUACGGACGAGGCAUACAGGAAAGGCAUUCAGUCGACAACCCGAUACAGGAAGCAAGCGAAUCACAAGAGGGCUUUGGGCUCGGAUCCGCCGGCCCCCCAGCGUCAACGAUCUGGAGCCAAAGGGGGGAAGGCGACCAAGAUUGCAGCCAAGUAUCGCGGCCAGAUGUUGUUGAUGACCGGAGGCCAGCAGGACGCUAUGCAAAGGGAACGACUGUGUCUGCAUCCCGCACCUCUGCACCAGCAGCAGCUACCGCCACAGAUGGGGAAUUACUUCCCAUACCUUCGCACAGGUACUUCCGUGGCGACAGUGUCACCAACCCGUGUGUCGGGCCCUGCCACGCUGAUGCAUCGACCGUCGGCCGAACAGUACAAUUUAGGCAGCGUCAUUGGCUGCACCGAGGCCCCCUCCCUGUACCCCUUUGUUCUAUGA